This is a messenger RNA of Lotus japonicus, 3208 nucleotides long. RefSeq names its product sphingoid long-chain bases kinase 1. The transcript is spliced from 8 exons. Bases 568 to 2934 code for a protein of 788 amino acids. The record is from RefSeq and is a predicted model, not a curated record. NCBI's taxonomy places the organism in Eukaryota, Viridiplantae, Streptophyta, Magnoliopsida, Fabales, Fabaceae. Gene Ontology annotation, biological process: sphingosine biosynthetic process. Gene Ontology annotation, molecular function: kinase activity. Gene Ontology annotation, cellular component: cytoplasm; membrane; intracellular membrane-bounded organelle.
AAAAGAAAAAAUUAUCAUCCAAACUCUCACAACACAACAAUGACGGCAAAUGAAAGUGGUGAACCCGUUGAAGCUGACGAAGGAUCCUGAUCGUCCUUUACAGUUCACAAGGUUUGGUGGGUGGAGCCACCUUUUUCAAAACCUCUUUCAGCUUCUUCUCGUUAUCAUCAUCAUCAUUCAUCACCAUCACCGACGCCACCAACCACCACCACCACCACCGAUCCUCGAAGAACCAACCACCACCGAUCACUGUUUCCGUUCGGUUCGCUACCUCUUCUUCUCUUUGUAGCACCGUUUUUUUCGAAUUCGCAGCUUCAAUUUAUACUGAAUCGUAGAUAGAUAGUUUCUCUCGUAUUGGAUGCGUAUUCGCAAUUGAAAAUUUGGUUAGUUUAUAGAUCCGGUCAUGUUUUCGCGAUCUGAGCUGAAUAGUGGUGAAUAGAGGGGUUGAGUUUCGAAAUCUACAAACCCUAACCCUCAAUCUUGUAGGGGAAGGUGGCUUGGCCGUUGCAUCAUGCGCUUGCGCAUGUUAGGUUGUCUGUUUAUCGUGUGCGGAAGGUUGGUGAUAGCAUGAGAGAUAUGCACAAGAGUGGGAGUGGGAGUAGGAAUUCUACUGGCAGUAGCAAUAACGGUAGUAGUAGUGGCAGUGGUGGUAGUAUUAGGCCGCCGGCGUUGAGGCUUUCUUCGCCUCAGCAGACUCUGAGAAGGUUGGGAUUGUGUUCGCAGAUUGCUACCGGGGAGCAAACGUCUCCGGUCGUGUUCCCGGAGAAGCGGGGGAGAGUGAGAGGUUCCAGGAGGAGUAGUGAGGUUAGUGGUAAUAGUCGUCCGGAUGAGCAGGACGCCGCGGUGAAGAAUUUUGAACAUAGGAUUGAUAUAGGAGGUGGUGUAGGAGGAGGUGGAGGAGGAGGAGAUGAGAAGUCUGAUUUGCUGGGGUAUGUGGUUUUCUCUGGGAAAUUGCUUUUUGAUAAGAGAAAGGCUGCUGUGAACAAGAAUGAUGAUGCUCAACAAGGUUCUUCUGAUAUCACCAAGCAAGGAGCUGUGGAUGCCAAGCUUACAAGCAAGGCUUUACUUUGGGGGUCCAAAGUGCUGCACCUUGACGACGUUAUCUCGGUUUCUUAUAAUGUUGGCUUCAGACACUUCACGGUGCACUCGUACCCGAUGAAUAAGGCUUCAUGCGGUCUUUCCUGUUUUAUAAAAUCUCGGAGAAGUCGCAAGGACUUUCGCUUUGUGGCUUCUAAUGUGGAAGAGGCACUUCAAUGGGUUGGUGGAUUUGCCGACCAACAAUGUUUCGUGAAUUGUCUACCUCACCCUUUAGGUUCUUCAAAGAAGCAAGCAUCCCAAGAAUUGCUUCGUACUGAUAUGCCUCCUGAACUGAUCUUUAGAUGUAAAACACCGCCUAGGAUGCUUGUGAUUUUAAACCCACGCUCAGGUCGAGGUCGUUCAAGUAAGGUUUUCCAUGGCAUUGUGGAACCAAUAUUUAAGCUUGCUGGGUUUAGAUUGGAGGUAGUCAAAACAACAUCUGCUGGUCAUGCUCGAAGUCUUGCAUCAAGUGUAGACAUCAGCACUUGCCCUGAUGGAAUCAUAUGUGUUGGUGGUGAUGGGAUUAUCAAUGAGGUUCUUAAUGGUCUCCUUAGCAGAGACAAUCAAAAGGAAGGAAUAUCUAUACCUAUUGGAAUCAUACCAGCUGGUUCUGAUAACUCACUGGUAUGGACUGUUCUUGGAGUCAGAGAUCCAGUUUCUGCAGCAAUUGCUAUUGUGAAGGGGGGGCUUACUGCUACAGACGUCUUUGCUGUUGAAUGGGCCCAGACUAAUAAAGUUCACUUUGGAUUGACAGUCUCAUAUUAUGGUUUUGUUGGUGAUGUGUUGGAGCUUUCUGAAAAAUAUCAGAAACGCUUUGGCCCACUGCGGUAUUUUGUUGCUGGAUUCCUGAAGUUCUUAUGCUUACCACGGUAUAGCUAUGAAAUUGAAUAUCUUCCUGCAUCAAAAACUGAGAGAGAAGGUAAGCUUUCUGGUGAAAGGGAGGUUGUUGACAUGUCAGAUCUGUAUACUGACAUCAUGGGUAGAACAAAUAAGGAGGGAAUGCCCAGAGCAUCUAGUCUUUCAAGUAUUGACUCAAUAAUGACUCCGAGUCGUAUGUCUGGUGGAGACCUGGAUACAUGUAGCAGCACUCAUGCUAGCACUGAACCUUCUGAAUUGGUGCGUGGCUUAGAUCCAAAGUCAAAACGCCUAUCAUCUGGAAGGAGCAAUGUCACAGCAGAGCCAGAAGUUAUCCAUCCACAGCUGCCUCUAUCAACAACUCCAAACUGGCCAAGAACAAGAUCUAAGUCAAGGAAUGAUAAAGGAUGGACUGGAUUGACCACCACGCAUGAUACUUCUAAAUGGGGAAACACCACAACAAAUGAUAGAGAGGAUAUAUCUUCAACACUAUCUGACCCAGGUCCUAUCUGGGAUGCGGAACCAAAAUGGGACGCAGAGCCUACUAAUUGGGAUGUGGAAAACCCAAUUGAGUUGCCCGGUCCAUCAGAUGAUGCAGAAGUAGGAUCGACAAAGGAAGUUGUGCCUCAUUUUGGAGACAAAUGGGUUGUUUCUAAGGGACAGUUUCUUGGCAUUCUGGUAUGCAACCAUGCAUGUAGAACUGUUCAAAGUUCUCAGGUCGUUGCUCCCAAGGCUGAGCACGAUGAUAACACACUAGAUCUGGUCUUGGUUCAUGGGAAUGGAAGGCUAAAGCUGAUAAGAUUUUUUGUACUUCUACAGAUGGGUCGACACCUUUCACUGCCAUAUGUUGAAAAUAUCAAGGUAAAGUCUGUAAGGAUAAAACCUGGGAAGCACACUCACAAUGGAUGUGGGAUUGAUGGUGAGCUCUUCCCACUCAAUGGACAAGUAAUUUCUUCUUUGCUUCCAGAACAGUGCAGACUUAUUGGUCGCUUUCGUAUAUGAUAACUGUGAGUUCUUUUUAAUUCUUUGAUGGGUUCUGGGAACCUCAUGUACCUUCUCAUACAUAUGAAUCCAGAUACCCAAUUUGUCUUGUCAAAUUACUUAUCGCUGUAACAGCUGAGCUUUGUAAAUCUUUUGUUCUCGGUUAUAUGUGUAUCUGUUUGUUGCUUGUUUAUUUCUUUGUUUUGUUUUCAUGAAAAGAAAGAAACAAAACUGCACACUUGUGCAUUUCCUGCAACAAGAAGCUGAAUGUAUUGCCUAUCUCCAUUUCCUCGAA